CAGUGCCAGGAGGCGGCCAGAGUUGGCGGUAGGCUGCUCCUGCGAGCCCAGGGACGGGUGCGCGUUGAAUCAUCGCUGGGGGGUGUUCCUCGGUCUGCCUGUUGAAAUCCUUCCGAGCGUUUCCUCCUCCUUCCAGCAGCAGCAGCAGCAGGGUGGCGGACCUCAAGCAGGAGCUCCAUUUCCCACAGAAAGGAAAGUUUCCAUGUUGUCUGGCUGGGGGGCUCGAGGGAGGCCCAGCGCAGGGAGAAGGAAGCCGUCCCAGGACCCCGGCUCCCAGGAGGGCAGGUGCUUUUCAACUCUCGGCAUCAGAAACAGUUUUCUCGCCAUCUGAAGGCCCCCCCCGAGCUUGCCACCUUUUCUCUCCAAGCAACCCGGGGCGCGGCGCUGCUGGGCCACUUCCACCCUCCGAGCAGCAUCGCUAGAUGGACAGGAGGUCCUAAUCGCCCGUCCUCCGAACCACUGGGAAUCCACCAGGCAGAAAGCUGGAAGCAACUCCCAAUAUGAGUGAUUUUUGGCACAAGCUGGGGUGCUGCGUCGUCGAGAAACCGCAGCCGCAGAAGAAGAGACGGAGGAUCGACCGCAGCAUGAUUGGGGAACCGAUGAAUUUUGUCCACCUGACGCACAUUGGGUCCGGCGACAUGGCGAACGAAGGCCUCCCCGUGUCAGGAGCGGUCCAAGAAAUGCGAUCCAAAUGCGGGCGAGAACGGCCGUGGAGCAAUUCCCACAUUUUAUAACUCGGCGGAGUUCCUCCCCACUCCCUUUCAGUGCUAGUUAAUUACAAAAAAAAAACAAAACCCUAAAAAAAAAGAAGAAAGAGAGAAACGCGCAUCUGCAUCACUUGAAUUUCCUGUUUGGUCUUGUCGAAACGGGUUGCCAAACUCAAAGCGCAUGAGUCACUUCGUAACUUAUCCUACGUUAUUUUGUAAGAGCAACAGCCACGACAUGAAUUACUCUGCACAUGGCCAGUUGCUGCGUUUGGGCUUAAUUGUCGGCCCCGCGACACCCGCCCCUCUUGGCGAGCAGAAUUGGGGACUGUCCUUCAUUUACAACUUCGCCGAACAUCCUACAGAGGACUGACCAACGAUGCUUCCACAGCUAACAAACGAUCAAUCGGUAUGUUCCUGUUCCUUUGUAGACCGUCCCUUCUCCGAAGGAACCGCCAGAGAGACUGAAUUAUUCUUGUUACCGAUACUUUCGCAGAGGUUUGUCCACUGGAUUUUAUUCUUAAGGAUGUAUCCUGGCCGCCACGCAAGACAUUUUGGGUGCCCUUAAUGCGUGCGCGGCCCCCGUCUCGCGGAACGAUCCCUCCGGAUGCUGGCAAAUCGAGUUCUGGAUGCCCGACAGCCCUCCAGGCUGAGGCAGCGGGUGCUAAAACAGGGUUGGUGGCGUUACGGUUGCUAGCCAGUGGGUGCUGAUCCUUUCAGCGAGGUGGGAGCAGCGCACCCCGCGGACCAAGCCGAACCCAAACAGCAAUAUGGGGCGUGGGAUUUUCUCCCCAAGGCAGGCCUUGCACAACUUUCUGUCCUAAAUCAGUCGCCCCUCUGCUCUUUCGACAAAUGGGGAUCCAGAGAAGUCCAGCUCUGCGGCGUGCGGAAACCUUGGGGUCGAGAGGUAAGCCGAGGGGCCCCGCCGCUCAAAUUACAGCAGCCAGAAUUCCCCCUCGGACCCCUUUCCUUCACGGAUUGAAACCACCCUGCAGCGGGAACAGCGGGAGACCGAAGCAAAAAUUGCAACUGCUGGGCAAGGAAAUACCACAUUUCUGUAAGCUUGUAAAAUGCGGUUGGAGAGAAUGUCCCGCGGAGACUCUUUCCCGUAGGAGGUUUGGCCCCAAGACUUCCGUCCGAAGGCUACGUUAUCUGCAGCAGCAUUUGAUCCUUCGAUUAGAUGGUUCUCUUCUCCGGCCGGAUUCCCUAAAAAAAAGGUGGAGGCUGCGCCGUAGAAAUCCUGCGGUCAGAACCGCUGUUUCCAAUACUUCCCAGGCUUGAUUCUCCUGCGCUCCCCCACCCUGGUUCUCGCUCUGCGGACCUGAUUUUCGAAGACGAGGAAAGAGCCAAAACAGGCCUUUAGACUGAGGAGAAGAAAAUACAUUUCAAGUUCCAGGGCCUGCUUUUGCAGCGCCCUGACAUCCGGGGUUGUGGAAGAUUGGCCCGGCAGGGGAUCUUCUCGCGCUCUCUCCGAAACCGGCGUUGCAGUCCGUAUGAUGCCACCAGGCUGAGCACGGGAAUCGCCUGACGAUUCCCACUGCAACGACCCCCACCCCAAUUUUCUGUGCCUGUUGCUCUUCCUUUGCCUGUCUGGCAUUCCUCGCAAGCAGGUCUGAAGGGGUUAAUUCCAGAGCGGAAACCUUGAGAAGCGAAUAAAGAAAUUCUGACAAUUUUUUUCCUUUUUCCUGGCCCUAGAACUGCUAGAUGUAAAAUUAAAGAUGUCAUUUUUCCCCCCUCUGUGCUGACCAAGCAAAAGUUAAAUGUCCAAGCAGAACAGCCGUUUUGCUACCGAAUUUUUAAUUUUCUGGCCUUCCAAAGCUGGAAGACUACAACUUCCAUUAUUCCUACAUGUUGGCGGAGGAUGAGGGGAUCUAUAGUUUAACUUACCUGGAGAGCAUCGCUUUUCCCUCCAACAAUUUAGCUGAUGGGUCGAUUUUUUUUUUAAGUAGAACUUUUGCCAUGUUUAUUUUUCCCAGCUGGUCUGGGGUUAAAAAUUAUUGCUUUGGGAAAGAAGAAUAGCUGGGCUGUUCAACUGUCUUUUAUUAGCCAGAAAGGUUAUCUUUAUUCUUUUUGCAAACAAAAGAUUAUCGUGUGUGUGAAGGGAGGGAGAAAACCUGUUUGAAUAUAAUGUUGUCUUUCUAAAAAAAGAGUGUUAUCAGCAAUCGACACACUGAAAUCUGGGGUAAGGGAAUGCUGUAUUGUGCUGAUUUGGUCUUUUUAAAAAAAAGUUUUUAGGCUUAGAGCGACAGAAGAAUUAUGCAAUCUGUUUCUUCUUUCUCGUAUCUUCCUGAAUGUUUCUCCCUCAUGUUCCAGAGAGUGUAACGUAUGCUUGGAAAACCAAAAUUAAAUGGCAAAGGAGAA
Molecule: messenger RNA, 3065 nt
Organism: Python bivittatus (Burmese python)
Lineage: Eukaryota; Metazoa; Chordata; Lepidosauria; Squamata; Pythonidae
Gene: CDC42SE1
Product: CDC42 small effector 1
Biological process (GO): regulation of Rho protein signal transduction
Cellular component (GO): plasma membrane
Molecular function (GO): small GTPase binding
Source: RefSeq, a predicted model, not a curated record